AUGUCCACUGAUUGAGUUGCACUGAUGGGCACUGAUAGGCUGCACUGAUGGACACUGAUUGGUGGCACUGAUAGAAGGCACGGAUAGGGGUGGACUGACAACUCAUGGGGCCCCUGGGCAAUAGGGGAUCAUGGGGCCCCUGUGUCCUUGCCCACACUCAAACCACAACCAAAAAAGCCUAUGAAAAAGGUACCAGGGGCAUCUCAUGGGGCCCCCUACUGACCCAAGGCCCUCGGGCAGUGCCUGAGUUCCCAAAUGGUCAGCCCGCCCCU
Messenger RNA from Staurois parvus, 272 nucleotides. Lineage: Eukaryota; Metazoa; Chordata; Amphibia; Anura; Ranidae. The record is from the annotation of a GenBank genome assembly.